AGUGCGCCGGCGCGUCCAGCCGCGACCCGCCCUCCGUCAGGGGUGCGCGCGGCGGUGGCGGCGGCAGAGCGGGCGGGCUCGGGGCCCCGGCGGAGGAGGGACUUGUAGCGCCCGCGGCUGCGCGGUGCUGCUCCCUCUCCUGUAGUUCGCCUGGGCGGGCGCGGCGGCGGCGGUGGGGCCGGCACGAUGCGGCGCUACCUGCGCAUCGUGGUGCUGUGCCUGGCCUGCGGCUUCUGCUCGCUCCUCUACGCCUUCAGCCAGCUCGCCGUGUCCCUGGAGGAAGGAGCGGGCGGCGGUGGUAGGAAGCCGCAGGCCGGAGUGGCUUCCUGGAUCGCGGGCGGCGGACGCGGCGCCGCAAGAGGGGCGGGCAGCGCGGCCACCGCGGCCACCGCAGCGCAUCCCGGCGGGGCGGACAGGUGUAAAGAUUUCUCUGUGUGUUACUGGAAUCCCUAUUGGAUGCUGCCCUCUGAUGUUUGUGGAAUGAACUGCUUUUGGGAAGCGGCUUUUAGGUAUAGUCUGAAAAUACAGCCCGUUGAGAGAAUGCACCUAGCUGUAGUUGCCUGUGGUGAAAGACUGGAAGAAACUAUAACCAUGUUGAAGUCAGCGAUCAUUUUCAGCAUCACACCGCUUCAGUUCCAUAUUUUUGCUGAAGAUCAACUACAUGAUAGUUUUAAAAGCAUACUCAACAGCUGGUCAUUUCUACAAACAUUUAAUUAUUCAUUAUACCCAAUAACUUUUCCAAGUGAGAAUGCAGCAGAGUGGAAAAAGCUCUUUAAACCAUGUGCUUCCCAGAGAUUGUUCUUGCCAUUAAUCCUGAAAGAAGUUGACUCACUAUUGUAUGUCGACACUGAUAUCCUUUUUUUGCGGCCUGUUGAUGACAUUUGGUCUUUGCUAAAGAAAUUUAAUUCCACACAAAUUGCUGCAAUGGCACCAGAACAUGAAGAGCCUCGAAUAGGAUGGUAUAAUCGCUUUGCUAGACAUCCCUACUAUGGAAAAACUGGAGUAAACUCUGGAGUUAUGCUGAUGAACAUGACUAGAAUGAGAAGGAAAUAUUUCAAGAAUGAUAUGACAACUGUACGAUUGCGAUGGGGAGAUAUGCUUAUGCCAUUGCUCAAAAAAUACAAACUGAAUAUCACAUGGGGUGAUCAAGAUCUGUUGAAUAUCAUAUUUUUUCAUAAUCCAGAAAGCCUUUUUGUUUUUUCGUGUCAAUGGAAUUAUCGACCGGAUCAUUGUAUAUAUGGAAGCAAUUGCCAAGAAGCAGAAGAAGAAGGAAUCUUUAUUCUUCAUGGGAACAGAGGUGUUUACCAUGAUGAUAAGCAACCAGCAUUUAGAGCUAUUUAUGAAGCACUGAGAAAUUGUUCUUUUGAAGAUGACCACAUCCGUUCCUUAUUAAAACCUUUAGAACUGGAAUUGCAAAAGACAGUGCAUACAUAUUGUGGGAAAAUUUACAAAAUAUUUAUCAAACGGCUGGCAAAAAGCAUACAAAACCGUUAUGAUAGACCAACAAAGGAAAGGUGAUUCUUGGAGACCACUGUCAAAUGAAUUAAACCCACAAAAUAUUGGAGUAUUUGUGUGAAGGAAUUGUCUUGGAUGAAGUGUUCAGGAAGGAAUUACUCAUCUUCAGAAUAAUUUUUUUUCCUGAAAAAGUUAAAUAAGCAAAAUAUUCAUUUAAUGAAGAAUAAAUGUUUUAGACCCCAAGAAGAAGACAUUUUUCAUCUCUGAUGUUUUGUAAUGUUAUUUGCUAUCAUUCCAGUAUUGAUGAAACUAUUGAAUUGUUAUAGCCUACAGACUUUGGUUGACUCUUAUUCUCAAGUAAGAAUAGUAGGGUGUAUGGAUGGAGAUGAUGUACCUCAUACACAGUGGGAACACUCAGACUGUGAGUAUAGCAAUAAUUCUAUGUCAGCACUAACCUCACUUUAAAUGUGUGAGAAAAGCAGUGUUUACAGGAGCAGAAAAGAUUCUGUUUCUAAAAAAAUGUGAUGUAACCAUGACAAUCUAUGUGUGCCUUCAUAUAUUUCAUCUCUGUUUUAAAAUCUUUGUGACAAUCAAGUUGGAAAUUAUUUUUAGAGUACAAGUAAACUGCACGUUUAAAAUUGAGCUGUAUAAGAAAGAGUGAAAAUUGUGGAGGUUUAGUCUAUGUAUAUGCUUGUGAAAUGUAGUAUUUUCAUUUGUCUAUGUUAAACACUCUUGCCAAACUCAGAUCUAAGAUCGUUAAACAAUAUUUUGGAAAUUUUUUUAUUACUUUAAGUGAAAAAUUUCAGCUUUACUGGGCAUUCUGGAAGCAAAAAAAGAACUGAUGAUAAUAAAAUGAAAACCUAAAUAGUAUAUACCUAUAUGAUGGUGGAAAAUGUGAUGGACCAAAAUGCAUAAGCUAUAUACUUCUGUGAACAGUAAUUUUAGUUACAAUGGAGCAGGAAGAAGUGGUCAUUUAACUUUUUUUUUCUACCUCAAAAUAGUUUUACAAGAUAUUUUUGAAGAAGCAAAUAUAUAGAACCUUACUUUAAACAACUUUCAUUGAUGGUCUGGAUUAAGAACACCAUUACCUCUGACUACAGAAAAGUAGUUUUGAUUAGGUC
This is a messenger RNA of Molossus molossus (Pallas's mastiff bat), 2576 nucleotides long. RefSeq names its product glucoside xylosyltransferase 1 (gene GXYLT1). The transcript is spliced from 8 exons. Bases 187 to 1518 code for a protein of 443 amino acids. Gene Ontology annotation, molecular function: UDP-xylosyltransferase activity. The record is from RefSeq and is a predicted model, not a curated record. Lineage: Eukaryota; Metazoa; Chordata; Mammalia; Chiroptera; Molossidae. Gene Ontology annotation, biological process: protein O-linked glycosylation via N-acetylgalactosamine.